UGCUAACAGACAAUGGGAAAUAAGAAACCCACCGACCAGUACUCUUGGGCCCAUGUUCCGGCUUCCUUAAGGCCAUCCACCACCUUCAGCUUGCCCCAAACUAUCUCCAGUGACUCUCCCCAGGUCACAGCAACCUGUUUACAAACAUCUAGAAUUCCCAGGCACUUUUAGGACAAGGGACUCAGGAUGUGUCCAAGUGGGCAGCAAAGUCUUCUCUAAGAGAAGCUGUUCCUCCAGAUCUAUUUAUGACGACGUAAACACUUGCCAAGGAAACAAGGCAUGUGGGCAUGCGCCGGCCCCACAGUCCCUCGGGUUGCUGCAAAAGGCAACUGAAAAGUCACAUGUCAUAACAGUGGAAAGUACAUAUGCAACUAUUCUUAGCCCUGGAAUGUAUACACUGUCUCCCUGCCCAGUGCUUCUUUCCCGAAGUUCUAGAAAACUGUGAAAGUACCGUCAGCAUAAACAAAUCCAGAACUCUCCCAGGACAAAUCAUCUGCCAACUGAAGGAAAGGCUUGGAUUUAUGGUCUCACUUGGAUCCAGAGGUGGAAGCUCUCUGGAGGGACCAGCCGGACCAGGCAUCAUCAGUGGAUGUCACUGCAGCAAAUGAAGGUAAAUAUCUCUAAUGUUUAAUUCUUCUGUGGGUAGACUGCCAGAUGUCAACCAGUAAACCCUGCCCAGGGUACUGUUUGGUCUCUGCUUUCUGUUUAUCACAUGUUUAAAACAAAACCCCAAAGACUGUCUGAAAUCAUGUUUUAAAAAAUAAGUUGCAAAGGCCCAUUUUCAUCCUUUAGUACUGUCUAGUUACCCGAGGGCCACGCCCCCAGAAUGACAUCCUUGGGGAAUGACUAACACCCAGAAAGAUGCUUAGAUGGGUUUACUAAAUAACACAUAUGCUGAGAAGCUCACAGAAUUCGGCUGGUCAAAUGCAUGGACUGUCACUUUGCUUCAGGCUCACAUUUAAUUAAGCCCCUGACAAUCAAGUAACUUCCAACAACAUUGGUGGUUCUUUUUCAUUUUUCUCAGAUUAUCUGAAGAUGCUAUUUGCCUAUUACCUUUGAGAGUAAUCACAACCAAAAAGAGAGGUGUUGGCUGUGAGGUCUUGGGUGUAGGUGGCCUCUCUUUCCAAUCUUCACUAAGCAACAUUCUUGGCGUUAUCCACAAGCAUCUUGGUGAAUAGACAUAGAUGCUAUAAGUCUUGGAGCCAACACAGUUAAACACUUCAGCACAUGCUUCCCCUUGGGACCUCUUCCCCACCUUGUAGAAUGGAUGAGGAGUUGCCAGAUGAGUUGCUCUUCAAAGACCAUGACUUCUCCUCUGACAUACUGAGGCAGCUCAAUGGCUUAAGGCAAAACAGGAUGCUGACUGAUGUGAGCAUCUGUACUGGGACCUGGGAGGUCCCCUGCCACCGAAGUGUGCUGGCCUCCAGCAGCCCCUACUUCAGGGCCAUGUUCUGCAGCAACUUCCGGGAGAGAAGCGAGCCCAAAGUCCAGCUGAGGGGCAUCGACCCCCCAACUCUGGACCAGAUCAUCUCGUAUGUGUACACUGGGGAGGUGCACAUCACGGCUGAGAACGUCCUGCCCUUGAUGGAGGCAGCCUCCAUGCUACAGUAUCCCAAGCUUCUGGAGGCCUGCUCCUCCUACCUCCAGAGCCAGCUGACCCCCGGCAACUGCUUGGGCAUGAUCAGACUCUCUGAAAUCUUAAGUUGUGAGAGCCUCAAGAAGAAAGCCAGGGAGGUGGCCCUGACGUGUUUUCCAGAGGUGGCUGCAUCGGCAGACCUGAAGGAGCUCUGCGUCUUGGAAUUGAGAGACUAUCUGGGGGACGACGGGCUCUGUGCGGAGGAGGAAAAGGUGUUUGAGGCCCUCAUGGUUUGGGUCAAGCAUGACCUCCAGGCCCGGAAACGACACGUGCAGGAGCUGUUCAAGCAAGUCAGGCUUCAGUACAUCCACCCGGCCUUCUUCCACCAUUUCAUCGCCAACAAUGCCCUCCUUCAGUCCUCGCCCUCAUGCCAGACCAUCCUGGAGACAGCCAAGAGGCAGAUGUUUGCUUUGCACAGUGCCACCAGUGCCCCAGACCUCCAACCUCCAUGGCAUGUCCCCCCAAGAACCUCUUACCAAGAUUUCCUCGUCCUCUUGGGUGGAAGGAAGGACAGCCAGCAGACCACCAGGGACGUUCUGCUGUACAACAGACAGACCGGCCAGUGGCAGAACCUUGCCAAACUCCCGACCCGGCUGUACAAGGCCUCAGCUGUCACUUUGCACCGCAGCAUCUAUGUGCUGGGAGGCAUGGCUAUCGGCACAGGGAAGAACAUGCCCAGCCACAACAUCUACAUCUACUCCCUGAAGCUCAAUCAGUGGAGGCUGGGGCAGCCCAUGCUGGUCGCCCGCUACUCGCAUAAAAGCACUACCCAUAAGAACUUCAUCUUUUCCAUUGGGGGGAUUGGAGAAGGGCAGGAAGUCAUGGGCUCCAUGGAGAGAUACAACAGCAUCUUGAACAUCUGGGAGAGUAUGGCCAGCAUGCCAGUGGGGGUUCUCCACCCUGCAGUCGCUGUGAAAGACCAAAGACUCUACCUUUUUGGGGGAGAGGACAUCAUGCAGAAUCCUGUGCGCCUUAUCCAGGUUUACCACAUUUCCAGAAACACAUGGUUCAAAAUGGAGACGAGAAUGAUCAAGAAUGUGUGCGCCCCUGCAGUGGUGCUGGGGGAGCGUAUUGUCAUCGUGGGAGGUUACACGAGGAGGAUUCUUGCUUAUGACCCUCAAUCCAACAAAUUUGUCAAGUGUGCGGACAUGAAAGACCGCAGGAUGCACCAUGGGGCCACGGUGAUGGGGAACAAGAUCUAUGUAACGGGUGGGCGGCGGCUGACCACAGAUUGCAACAUUGAGGACUUGGCCUCCUUUGACUGCUACGACCCUGAGACGGAUACCUGGACAUCCCAGGGACAGCUUCCUCACAAACUCUUUGAUCACGCCUGCCUCACUCUCCAGUGCAUACCCCACACUCCCACCUUCUCAUGAAGUCGGCGAGAAACUGUUGGUCUUAGUCAAGAUGCUUUCUGUUGCAAGGGACAGAAACCCAAUUCCAAGGAGCUUAACCCUAAAAGGAUGCAGGGAGUGCCCACAGGACUGAAAGUUCCAGAGCCCGGAGGCCUGAAACCAGACAUAUUGUUGCCAGAACUCUCUGUCCACACCGCAACUCUCUCUCUCCCCCUUUCUCUUUCUCCUCACUUUCCCUCCUUCUCUACCUCAUCUCUACUAGAUUUCAUUCUACAAACAAGUUUCUUGAUCCACAAAUUAUGAAGACAAUGGCAACUGAUAAACUCAGACUCACAUUUUCUAACUUUGCAUCUUCAAGACAGAACUUGACCAUCAUCCAUAUAUUAAUCCUGAAAAUAAUCCUAAUUGGACGUUUUUUAAUUCCAUGGCUUCCUCUUGAGUCAAUCACUGUUUCCAGGGCUUGUGCUACUGUGUAAUCCCAGAUCAUGUC
This is a messenger RNA of Panthera uncia (snow leopard), 3481 nucleotides long. It is a transcript of the gene KLHL38, whose product is annotated as kelch like family member 38. The record is from RefSeq and is a predicted model, not a curated record. Gene Ontology annotation, molecular function: protein binding. NCBI's taxonomy places the organism in Eukaryota, Metazoa, Chordata, Mammalia, Carnivora, Felidae. The transcript is spliced from 3 exons. The coding region runs from base 1228 to 3012 and encodes 594 amino acids.